Messenger RNA from Parnassius mnemosyne (clouded apollo), 4039 nucleotides. The record is from the annotation of a GenBank genome assembly. NCBI's taxonomy places the organism in Eukaryota, Metazoa, Arthropoda, Insecta, Lepidoptera, Papilionidae.
AAUAUCAGCUGUAACUAUACUUUUAGCUAAAUGGUCUGCGCUUUCAUUUCCUUGAACACUAAUAUGUGACGGAGUCCAUAAAAAUUUUACUACCAAAUUAUUUUCUUUCAAUUUCCACCACAAACUUUUGAUUUCAUAUAUAAUGAAAGACGUUUUAGCAUCUAAAGUUCUUGCCUUCAGUGCCUUCAAGACACUCAUGCAUGAGAUCAGUGACCAUUUAUUAGACACAUGUGGGUGUUCUUCUAUAUAUUUAAGAGCGAUUAAGACAGCAUAACAUUCUGCAGUGUAUAUGCUUGCUGAUGCAGGAAUGGAAAGGCCACGUCCAGUUUUCAGAUGAGGAAUGCCCACAGACCUCAACUCUGCGGCGAGUACAUGAAGAUUAACGUUAUUAAAUGCACCAACAAUAUCAAAGAAUAUACUAAUUAAUAUUUCAUUAUUUUCCAUAGCUUUAAAGAUGUCUAAAUGAAGAAAUGCAAUACUUUCUCUAGAUGACUUACGGCGUCUGAAUCCAAACUGAUUUGAUGGAAAAUGAUAGCUGCCUAGAGAAUCAUCAUCACAUACUUGCCACUCACAAGACAGAGCCAGUGAAGAUGAAACAAGUGUCAAGUCUAAUGCAUUCUGCCUCCAUCUAUGAGAUCCUACUGUAGUCACCAUCACCACCAACCAACCAUCAUUCAAGAUUACAAGAUUGUUGUCAUCUAUACUUGCAAGAACUACCCUACCUCGUGAAUCCAAUUCAGUACAUUCCCAUAACGUGUGAAUGGCGUUGAAAUCUCCAGUUAUAAAGACUGGCUGUGGCAAACUUUGGAUUAAAUUAUCUAAUUUGGAUUUAUUAUAAUUAAUUGGUGAAUUAGGGAGACAGUAAACACUAACUAAAGUUAAUAAUUUAUCAUUAUAUUGUGUGUGUGUAGUCAUCAGAGAAUGUAUUGAUAACACGAAAUCCAAUUUUGUUAUGUAGAAGUAUUGCUACUCCAUUAUGAUCAUUACCCGAAUCUAAUCGUAUAAUAUUAUAACCUUUUACUCUAAAAUUGUGCCUAGGUUUAAGCCACGGGUGGUAAUCUCUAUAUAAAUAUUCCUAGCCUUAUGUCUAUGGCCCUCAAGAAUUGAUUUUGACAGCAUUGACUUAGGUUGACGUUUCUGCCUGCCCACGUGACGCGGCAGGCGCCGACCGACGCCAUUGUUGUUUGCCAUUACAGUUUCGUUUGUUGUUGUGUGUAGUGUUGUUGCGUUGAUUGAAUUCCGCCAACCCCCUCAAUUUGAAACUGUAAUAAUACCUAAUAUUUUCAUAAUGUUUAAUACGUGCUGUAUUGAAAGUUGUGGUAGUAGACGCAAGGACGUUAAAUUACAUAAGUUUCCAAUAUCAGAGAUAGGACUCCAUAAGUGGUUAAAAUGUAUAAAUAGUGACAAUUUAAAUAGUUUAAGUGUUCAAGAACUUUAUAAGUUGUAUGUGUGCCAUAAACACUUUGAGUUGCGAUUCAUUAACUCUGAAACAUCUCGUCUUCAGCGUAAUGCAUAUCCCACGUUGUUUACGGAAGAUGAAAUGACGACUGGGGUUUCGUUAAGAGUAUACGAAGACAGCAAAUAUGUUGAUCCUUCCAUUGACCACUCUUAUUAUAUCAAAAAUAAUAAACAUGUGGAUCACACAUAUUCUCGAUCAAUGGACAGCAACUCUCAGAUUCACCUGAACAUAUUAGAAGGUGUUCAGAUGCCCAUGAUUCAAUCUACUUCUGAAACUGUUGAAAUGAUGGAGGUUGGCACUCAACAAAUUUUGAGAGAAGAUUCCAUAGUCAAACCAUUGUUAUCUACCCCAAAGAAGAAGCAUAGAAGCCGGUUACUGCCGAAAAUAUCAUCUCUUACUCCAAAUUGUAGAAGGAUGUACAAAGAAUACAGGAAGUCAAGACGACAGCUAGACUUCAGGAAAAGAACCCAGAGGGCUCUUAAAUUUUCUAAAGACCAGUCUUUUUUAAAUAUGACUAAAAAUAUGAAUCCAUUGGCUCAAAAAUUAUUUUGGAUGCAAAUUAAACAGGCAAACAAAAAUAUAAAAGGGAGACGAUUUUCAGAUGAAGAGAAAUUAAUUGCUCUAUCCAUUUUAAAGCAAAGUCCGAAAUGUUACAGGUUUUUGCAAAAAAUGUUUAUAUUGCCAUCCAAAACCACUUUAAACAAAGUGGUAGCUAGCCUAGAUGUUACUUCUGGAAUUAAUCUUAAGAUAUUUGAGGCUCUCAAGCUAGAGGUUGAAACUUGGCCUGAGCUUAGGAAAUUUUGCUCGAUUCUUUUUGAUGAGGUUGCAUUAGAGGCAGGUCUCACAUAUGACAAGAAUAGAGACAAAAUACAUGGAUUUGUUGAACUAAAGGAUAGGACCAAUGAAUUUGCAGAUCAUGCAUUGGUUUUCUUAUUGCGUGGAGCAGUUCACAACAGCCAAUUGCGUACUAUUUCUGCAAAGGUGCCACUUCUGCUAUGCAGAUGAAAGAAAUAAUACAACAAAUUGUCGAAGCUGUGGGAAGCACAGGUCUUCUUCCUGUAGCUCUAUGCUGUGACCAGGGAACGGCAUUCCAAGCAGUCUUGAAAAGCUUUCAAGAAGAGACAAGAAGACACCAAAUACUAUCAGGAGAUAGAACAGAUGAAGCAAUUGAGAUUAGUGGCCAUAAGUUAAAUAUAAUUUUUGACCCUCCUCAUCUCAUAAAGGGCAUAAGGAAUAAUUUUUUGACAAAAAAUAUUAAAUUUGGCGAAGAAAUUUCAAAAUGGUCUGACAUAGUUGAUGUCUACAAAAUGGACUGCAAUACCAUUGGAGACACAAAACUGCUGCCUAAACUAAAUGAUGAGCAUGUUAUGUUGGGGAAGAUAAAAAAAAUGAAGGUUAAAAACUGUGUAAGAGUUUUAAGCCACAAAGUAGCACAAGCUUUGAAUUUUGCUGCAAAUUUUUCUCAUGAUGUUCAUGGAAAUAAGGUGAGCCAAACAUUGAAGAACACUGCAUCCACCAUUCUACUUUUUGAUAAGUUAUUUGAUUCAGUAAAUGGGGCAAGCACAAGCCACAAAUACCACAAAGGUAAAAAUUUAAGAAAAGCUGUUACAGCGACAUCAGAACAUCACACAUUUUGGCAAGAUGCUAUAAAAAAAUUAAAUGAAAUGAAAUUUGUAGACCUUCGUGGCAGAGAAUCAUCAGUUCCUUCGAUAAAAAAUUGGAUUGUAACUAUAAAGAGUUUGCAAAGGCUGUGGCAAUUCUUUAAUCAAAAAAAUGUGAAGAUUAUGCGCCCACGUUAUUUCAACACAGAUCCAAUCGAAAAUUUCUUUGGCCAAGUGCGCGCAUAUAACUUUAGGAAUAAUGAUCCAGAUUGCUACACCUUUGCAAACACUUUUAAAACACUGUUAAUAACUGGAUUUAUAAAGUUCCACAAUCCUACAUUUAACUGCGAGGAUGAUGAAGCAGCUCCUUUGCUAAAAUUAAAAAAUUUAUUCGAAAAAAUAUCAGGGGGUGCGUCAAAAAGAUUUUAGACACUAGUAAUAUUAAUUUUAAUUGUUGUAGGCCAGAAAAUAUUCAAACAGCUGCUCGUCAAGAAAGACUGAAUGUCUAUUCUCAGGCAUAUACAGCAGGAUGGGUCAUUAGAAAAGUUUUAAAGGAAACAAAUAACUGCAGCCUCUGCAAGGCAAAUUUUACAGUGCAAAAUGAAGAAGAAAUUCAUUCAUGGAUUUCAAUAAGGGAAUAUGAGGCAAUAAAGUUAAAAAAAAUGACUUAUCCUGCUGAACAUGCAGUGACAAUGUUCGGCUUAAGUUUUAAGGAGUCAAGUGAAUAUUUGGAGCUAUAUCCGCAAGAAAAUAAUAUUAGUAAAAAUAUUAAAGAAAAAAUUGUAUCCAAAUAUUCAUUUGACUUCUUAUCUUGCCAAGAGCACCCUUCUGUGGAAUAUUUUCUGGGCUUAACAAUCAGACUCGCAGUUUACAACUGGUGUUAUACAGUAAAUAAAAUUUUAAAAGGAACUGAUGUCUUGCGUCUAGAAGGAAAGAAUUUGCCGCCAAUGACAAAAAAAGCACUUGUUAAAUUUAAACU